Colletotrichum higginsianum IMI 349063 is the source of this 1092-nucleotide messenger RNA. RefSeq names its product Xap5 domain protein. The transcript is spliced from 2 exons. Gene Ontology annotation, biological process: chromatin organization. Bases 1 to 1092 code for a protein of 363 amino acids. Lineage: Eukaryota; Fungi; Ascomycota; Sordariomycetes; Glomerellales; Glomerellaceae. The record is from RefSeq and is a predicted model, not a curated record. Gene Ontology annotation, cellular component: nucleus.
AUGUCCGACCAGACAAAUUCUCGGUUCACGCCGUCGAACAAGACAGUGACGGAGCGAAUCUCGGACAGCACCGUUGGCCUCGUCGCACUCUCCGAUUUCCGCAAGCGACGCGCCGAAGUCCUCGACCAGCAGGACCGCGAACGAGAAGCCGCCUUGUCCGGCGCAUCCACCCCCGACCGAUCCAUAUCCGCGACGCCAGAUCCCGCGAGCGACUCUGCCGGCAUUCCAAGCAAACCGAAGAAGAAAAAGAAGAAAAUCGGCGGCAGCAAGCUGUCCUUUGGCGACGAUGAAGAGCCCGAAGAAGACUCGGUGCCAAUAAAAAAGAGCGGCAAGGCUGAGGGCGGCGACGGCGACAAGCCAGUGGCAAAGGCCAAGGUCGUCGCCAAUUCGUCCGUGGCAUUUGUGCCAAAGGUCAUGUCCAAGGCUGCGUUGCGCCGCGAAGCUGCCGAGCGGGAGGCCCUGCGCCGCGAGUUCCUGGCCAUCCAAGAGGCAGUCAAGGCCACCGAGAUCGCGAUCCCCUUCGUCUUCUACGACGGUUCCAACAUACCGGGCGGCACGGUGCGCGUUAAGAAGGGCGACUACAUUUGGGUCUUCCUGGACAAGAGCCGCAAGGUCGGCGCGGAGCUAGGCGUGGGAGAAAAGGCAAACGCUCGCAGGGAAUGGGCACGAGUAGGGGUCGACGAUUUGAUGCUUGUCAGGGGAUCCAUCAUCAUUCCUCAUCACUAUGAGUUCUACUUCUUUAUCCUCAACCAGAGCGCGGGCCCGGGUGGCCAACUGCUGUUCAACUACAGCGCCGAAGCUCCGCCCAGGAAAGACCUGCCCGAGCCUGAGGAAGCACCCGCGGCGCCGAACGGCGGGCUUACCACCGCGGCGGCGCUCAAGGCUGCAGCAGUGAAGGCGCUGCCUGACAUCAACACCCUCGAGGGUGCGACCGACGACCCUACGCUGACGAAAGUGGUGGAUCGCCGCUGGUAUGAGCGCAACAAGCAUAUCUAUCCGGCGAGCAUGUGGCAGGAGUUCGACCCCGAGAAGGAUUACAACUCGGAAGUUCGGAAGGAUGCCGGCGGGAACACGUUCUUCUUUUCGAGAUGA